AUGUGUCUUUCCUUGGUAAACAAACAUACGCACAUCACCAAUACGCCCAUCGGCAACAUCGUAUCACAUCCCACCCCUUGUUCGGAUUCGAGGCGUCGCCGUUUCCAUCCACAUAGGCAACGGGGCAUACUUCAACUACCUGUCAACAAUAAGGCAGCAUCAACAGCGGUGGUACCACUGCUCUUCCGGUCCGUAACGCUCCCGCGUGUCAAUCCGCCAGGAAGUGCUCCGCCGAAAACCUGUGCCAUGGGCCAUCCACAUGGCAUCGCUGCACUCCUAACGCCGGCCACCGCCUGUUUCGAGAGCCCGUUCUCGGAGGCAAUCUACACCUUGCUGGGGCGUUUUUCUUUCCCAGCUUUCAAUUUCAAGGAGGCGUUAACGUUAGCACCCGCUGAGCAUGGCUGGGCCAUUCUUGGACGAAAACGUCCGUUGUUCAUCAACCUGACCUCCAAUUUGGAGAAGUCACCUGAAAUUCUUCAAAAUCACUGA
Molecule: messenger RNA, 489 nt
Organism: Colletotrichum lupini
Lineage: Eukaryota; Fungi; Ascomycota; Sordariomycetes; Glomerellales; Glomerellaceae
Exons: 2
Coding region: 1-489 (162 amino acids)
Source: RefSeq, a predicted model, not a curated record